AUGAAUGCCGCCGAGUUUCCUCGCUCAGCGCUCGAGGCCGAAGCGCACAUUUGUGAAAUCCGGAAGGCCAAAGGCCUAGAAGACGGUCCGGGGAGGUCCAGUAACAAUGCCGUAGAUCUCGAGGCGGCCCUCGAUGUUCUCUCUGCCGACCUCUACCAAACAUCAACUCAUUUUCUUCUAGAACUCAUCCAGAAUGCCGACGACAACCAGUACGAAGCGGUGGUGCCCACGCUACGCAUCUCCUACUCCCCUGGUAGCAUCCGUAUCGACUGUAACGAGCGCGGAUUCUCCCGCCGCAACGUCGAGGCUAUCUGUCGCAUCUGCCAGAGCACCAAGAGCGGCCGCAGCAAGAGUUCCGGCUUUGUUGGUGAGAAGGGCAUUGGCUUCAAGGCUGUCUUCAAAGUAGCUUCCACCGUCCACAUUGUCUCCGGGCAUUACCAGUUCAAAUUCGAGCGGGAUGGCUAUUUGGGCAUGAUCGCCCCGAUCUGGGCCCCAUUCCCAGAGGCGACGACUCCCGGAUGGACAUCCAUGAUCUUGCAGUUGGACAAGACCUGCGAUCAAGCUGCCAUUGUGAACGAGCUGCGGUUGUAUGAUGCGCGGGUUCUCAUCUUCCUACGGAGACUACGACGGCUUGAAAUUGAAAAGAAAGAUGCUUGGAAAACCUGGAAAAAGCCCGGCCUCUGGGGUAAAAACCAGGACCCCGAGAAAUUCCUCAAGACCACCGAGCCAUUGCGCACCGGUUUCAGCAAGGUACUCACUCGCCAGGAACAAUCUCCUUCGACGUCAGGUAACCCCUCCUCCAUGAUGAUGAAUCUCCACGAAAACGACAAGAAGAAGCAGUAUUUGGUCUGGCGGCACAUGGCCAGCAAGCUACCCGCGGACCCUCGACGACCCGGCAUAUCCAGCUCCGAGGUCGUCUUAGCCUUUCCCCUGGAACCGGACUGCCAGACCCCUUCUAUCGCUCCGCAGAGCGUCUAUGCCUUCCUUCCAAUCCGUAAGUAUGGCUUUGACUUCCUCCUGCAAGCUGAUUUCCUUCUCUCCACCAACCGAGAGGAAAUACAUGGCGACUCGCCCUGGAACAAUGCCCUAGUGGUCGCCGCAUCGGACGCCUUCGUCGAGGCGGCAUUGUACAUGAGCGGCCUCCCCAAGGAGAACCCCCUUCGGUACACUUGGAUCUUGUUCCUCCCGCAGACGGCGCCCUCGAGUCAGCUGAUGACGAACCUGCGGAACCGUAUGAUCCAGAGGCUGCGUACCACUCCGGUGAUCUACACGCGUCAGAGUGGCGGGGAGAGGAGGAAUCCCAAGCUGCUGACCCAUGUCCCGGAUCUCUUCUGCGACCGCUAUGGGAAUCCUUUCAUGCAGAUGCCGCAGGAUGCCCGGACAUUGGUGUCAGAGAAGUACGAUUUCUUGAAUACUGCCACCGAGGAAACCCGGCUGGGCGCGCUCCAACUGCUGGGCACCGGAUCCAUCGGCGAAGAGAGGUUCAUGGGCAUCAUGUCCGAUAAGCUGAAGCAGAACCCGAAAGCGUUUUUAGACCAGAAGUCCCCCGAGUGGCACGCCGACUUCUGCCGCGCGCUGUAUUCCAUCUCGUCUGAGACAACCAUCGCCCAACGUCUGGCCACCCUGCCCAUCAUUCCGCUCCGAGAUGGUACCUGGGUUCGGCAUUACAAAUCCACAGGCCCGUAUUUUGCCGACAGCGGUUCCGGGACGCCCGAAAUCCCAGAAGGCAUCAAUAUGCGCGUCGUUGAACCCAAAGCUGCCGCCGUCCCGGACCGCCGACGGCUCUUCGAAUACCUUGGCGUGGCUACAAUGCUCCACACCGACGUUCAGAACGCCAUCGUGGCAACGCAUCGGUCGGCCGUGUUCAAACCUGACGGGCUCAGGCCGGAAGUCCUGGUGUCGCAUCUCGCCUUCCUUUUCCGUUCCGGUUGGAAGAAUAACCCCAAGUCCCGAACGGACUUCUGGUUUGCCUCCGAAAAGGGUCCCUGCCGUCUAGGAAGCGCCAUGUAUUUGCCCUCCGACCUCCGCAGCGCCGCGUAUCAAGUCCUCCCUGCCUUCAGCCGGAAGGCGGCCUACGGAUCCCUCCACCGGGGGUACAUGGACGGGGGGGCAGUGGAAAUGGAGAGCCAGGACGAAUGGAUAGAAUGGCUUCAGGAUGCCGCAAAUGUCGCGCUAUAUCCUCGCAUCAGCGGUCAAUACUCCGCAGGCUAUUUUCUCCACCCAGACUUCAAACUUCUGAAGCCAAGCCCGCCCACCCCGUCGUCAUUGUGCUGGCUCAGGGUACUCCGCGACGGGUGGGAGUACUAUAAAACGUACCUCGACAUCUCCCUCGUGCCAGACGGCGCUGAUAGUUUGGAACGCACCGCGGUAUUUGGAUUGCUCUAUAAUCUGAGGGACACCGUCGUUCCUUGCCGGGGAUAUUCCUCGUCCGCCCCUCUCGACUCGGCGUAUAUGCCCGUUAAGAGCCUCAUGGGCCAGGCACCCGGGCUCGUUUCCUUCAUUGACAUCCCAGACCCGGAGAAUCCGGCGUGGAGGCCGGUCAUCAAUGUACUAAGAGUUCCGGGCGAGCCUUGCGUGCGGUUCUAUGCCGACUGUCUGCGCGGGUGUAAGGCUUCUCCAGACGUCUCACUGGACACAAUACGGACGUUUAUGCAGAAUAUCCAGGAGGAGGGACCCGCAAUCUCCGAUGAACUCUGCACUCUAUUCAACCGAGACAGCCUGAUCUGUAUUCCGCCCAGGCAGCAAGACGGCCAACGUAUCUGGGUCAAGCCUUCGGAGUGCGUGUGGGAAGGUGACGCAUGGAUGGCCAAAGUCCACGUUCUGAAGAAAUACUACCCGGAGUUCGAGGCCCUCUUUCACACCUUGCUCCGCAUCCCAAAUGCCGACAUCAACUACUUUGUGGAAGAAGCGGUUGCGGUGCCUUCGACGACGGCGGCGACCAAGUCAACACGACGUAUCGAGAGCAUCCUCCAUGCCAUCACAUCGCACGUGGUUCAAAACCUCAUCAACGUCCCCAGUCGGGACGAUGGCGGCUUAGAAUCCUGCUACAAGGAACGACUUUGCAAGGCGCAGAUGUUUCCCAUCGUCUCUGACCAGAGGAACCAACCUUACAAGAGGCUUUCCACGGUGGAGGACAAGGAGUCAUGGCUCAUAGCGGACAGGACUAUCUUUCGGACGCAGUUUGCGGGGGUCCUACCCGUUCUCGCUCUCAAUGCGGAUGUCGUCCUCAAAAUCCAGCCGUUGCUUCAGGCUCUUGGUUUGGAGGGUCGGCUUUUGAGUCGAGCUGCAACGAACGUCACCGAAGCCCAUGGCGAAGUGACCUUACUGGAAGAUUCAUCGGCCCAGUACCGGGAGCGCAGCAAGUUUCUGUUCAGACUUAUGCCCCCAGGCCAACCAAAUCAAGACCAGCUCUGCGCCAAAUUCCGCAGCGUCGACGUCUUCUCGGCAACCACGAUCCUGCAAUACUGGCGCGCACCGUUGGGGCUACAGCAGAUCCAGAGCGCCCAAACGAUGGGCACAGGGUUCCUAGAGUCGGACUACUUCGGCGACCUGCGCAUCUACAUGCCCACGGGUUACGAGACAGAGCCGCACCCUUUCGAGCUCGUAGAGCAGCUUUGCGAAUUCUUCAGCAUCCCCACUGAGCACCGCGACCUAGUUCUUAUUGCCCUGACAGCCAGAAUCGAGAGAGUAGAGGAAGUGUUCCUGCGUCGGGGCUUCGUAACGUUGCCCGAUGAGGGCCUGAGGCUUGGAGACAACGGUGGUGGUGAUGUUGGUGGUCCGUCUGAUGCCCACUCGGAUGACGGUGUUGGCUACGAGACCGCGGAAGAGGGAGAAGGGCAAGGGAAAGGCAAGGGGACGUCGCGGUUUAGCCGGCUUCUCAACCGGAAGAGGUUCCACCCGUCCUUCUUCAAGCAGGGGAACGGCUCAUCUGAGUCGCUCCCAUCGUAUAGUGCGGCCGUGGCCCGGACGGCGCAGGGCGGUGUUAUGGGCGGCAGGCUCGCGCCAACGAGGCAGCUUCCCGGCGCAUUCACGCUUCCAUCACUUAAGAGGACGAUCGGGGAGAUGGAGUUCCACCAAAAAGAGGGUGCGAUCCUCGGGCAACACACACGGCCGCUGACGCUGUUUGACCGCAUCGUGGGCCUUGCACAUCGGGACGCCGACGUGGGAGAGAUGAUUGUCUCCGACGCUCUGGGGGCCAUCCUGGGCCCACAAUAUAACUCCGAAACAAUGUGGACUCCGCGUUCCAAGAGGCGACCGACUACAUCGGCAUUCACGUUCGUCGACUCUCAAGGCCGCUUCAGCUCCUUCCUUAUGCGGCUCGAGGGGAGAACGGGCAAGGCGCAAGGGUACAAUAAGCUGAUGUACCACUUGGAUGUGAAAGCAAUGGAGCGGCCGCAGACGAGUGGUUUCCAGCUCACGCAGGCAGAACUGGACAGGGUAGGUUGCUCCUUUUGCUGGGUGCAUACUUUUCACCUUUGUCCCAACAGUGCCCGACAGUUCUCGAUCCACUCGGAGGAAGCAUUUUCGGACGAAGAACCAAACAAGCAUGUCUCUGUCCUGGUGCAUAUCUCGGAUGUACGGCGGCAACCUAAAAUCCUUUUCCUGGUUGAUCCGUGGGACCUGUUCAAGGACGGACUGCUGGUUCUUGAGACGGCCUCGACGUACAAGGCGAGCCUCCGGCUUGGGCGGCCCGGAGUGGGAGGGUCAAGCAGCCGGGGCACGGUGGAAGAGGGCGGAUUUGAUGCGGUUCAGAUCAGGCCGCGGAGCUCUCCAAGACCAGAGACGCAGGACGAAGCGCCACCGGACUACUCGAAUGACAAAGGGAAGGGUAUCGAGGGCCCGUCUUCGAGCAGGGGCGAAUAG
Molecule: messenger RNA, 4863 nt
Organism: Sodiomyces alkalinus F11
Lineage: Eukaryota; Fungi; Ascomycota; Sordariomycetes; Glomerellales; Plectosphaerellaceae
Exons: 7
Coding region: 1-4863 (1620 amino acids)
Source: RefSeq, a predicted model, not a curated record